Hermetia illucens (black soldier fly) is the source of this 3627-nucleotide messenger RNA. It is a transcript of the gene Br140, whose product is annotated as peregrin. Bases 132 to 3434 code for a protein of 1100 amino acids. The transcript has 7 exons. Gene Ontology annotation, biological process: regulation of transcription by RNA polymerase II. Gene Ontology annotation, cellular component: MOZ/MORF histone acetyltransferase complex. Lineage: Eukaryota; Metazoa; Arthropoda; Insecta; Diptera; Stratiomyidae. Gene Ontology annotation, molecular function: protein binding. The record is from RefSeq and is a predicted model, not a curated record.
UAGUGGCAGUGACAGUUCACCCAAAUACCGCCAUUGACUUGUGUUUACGAUCGCGAUUAGUGUUGCGUUAGCGCAAGAAAUCGUUGCAUAUCUGCUUUCAGUUGAAUAACGAUUGAUGGAAAGCUCCAAAAAUGGGGCUAGAUUUUGACCCACUCGAGUAUUGCAAGAAAUUAAAGAACCAACAGCAUUCGCCCCCGUACAGCUGCCCUGUUGACAAAUGUGAUCGAUCCUACAAAUCAGUGUGUGGACUCCAGUAUCACCUGGUCAACUAUGACCACAAUAACCCGCAGCCUGUCCAAGCACUUGUGACACCCAACCGGAAGAAAGGACGUUCGCGAAUAAUUGCCUCGCCUAGCACCCCGGUCGACGCCAAAACCUCACCCAAGGAGGCUGUCACAUACUGCGAGGCGGAGAAUUUCGUUCAAUUCGACAUUGACGGCAAAAGUAUUAAAGUGAAUGCCGGAGAAGACCUGCCCAUCAUCUCCAGCGAGGACUACCACAAAAUGCUGGAACGGGGCGAUUUCGGCCCAACACCCGAAGUACCGCCGGAACCACAUCUGAAACUCCCGGUGGCCGCGUUCAACGAGAUCGAAGGAUACAACAUCUGUGAUGCGCCCGCACGCCCCAAUGCCUACAUCAGGUUCAUCGAAAAAUCUGCCGAGGAACUCGAUGGGGAGGUGGAGUACGACGUGGAUGAAGAGGACACUACCUGGUUGGCCACUAUGAAUCACAAACGGGAGGAAGCUGGGAUGAAUCCUGUUGGAAUCGACACGCUUGAACUGCUCAUGGAUCGGCUCGAAAAGGAAUCGUACUUCCAGGCGGCUGCCAAUGGUCAAAGUGGCGUGGAAGUGGAUGACGAUGCUGUUUGUUGCAUAUGCAUGGAUGGAGAAUGUCAAAAUACAAAUGUCAUACUUUUUUGUGACAUGUGUAACCUAGCAGUUCAUCAAGAUUGUUAUGGGGUUCCUUACAUCCCUGAAGGACAGUGGCUGUGCCGCCGAUGCUUACAAUCUCCAAGUACACCUGUAAGUUGCGUUCUCUGUCCCAAUACAGGAGGCGCUUUCAAGCAAACUGAUCGUGGAUUAUGGGCACAUGUUGUAUGUGCACUUUGGAUUCCAGAAGUACGAUUCGCAAACACAGUGUUCCUAGAACCAAUUGAUUCAAUUGAAAUGAUUCCACCAGCUCGUUGGCGCCUUACCUGUUACGUAUGCAAGGAAAAAGGGAUCGGUGCCUGUAUCCAGUGUUUACGUAACAACUGCUACGCCGCGUUCCAUGUUACCUGCGCUCAGCAGGCUGGGCUUUACAUGCGAAUGGACACGGUGAAAGAUAGCGGAAAUGAGGCACAUCCAGUACAGGUUCAAAAAAUUGCUUAUUGCCAUACCCACACACCGGCAGACGCGAAAAAUGAUAGCGACUUCGAAAAAGCCCGAGAGGAGACACGCCACAAGAUGAAGGAAGCAAGAAAAUUAUUAGCGAAAAAGCGAUCAAGCGUUCCACUUAUUCUAAUUCCAACAAUUCCGACGGAUCGUGUACAAGAGAUUUCGGGACUAGUUAGUAUGCAGAAAAAGGCUCAGUUUAUUCAACGUUUGAUCGCCUAUUGGACGCUGAAAAGACAAUACAGAAAUGGCGUUCCAUUGUUACGACGGUUGCAGAGUCAAGGACAAAGUCAUUCCAGCUUCGGUCGAAACGGUAUUGAAGGAUCUCCUAACAGUUCUGAACUAUACCAGCACAAGAAAAAAUGGCAAUGUCUUCGACAAGACUUGGAGCGAGCACGUUUACUUUGCGAAUUAGUUCGUAAACGUGAGAAACUGAAAGCUGCCCUUAUUAAAACAACGGAGCAGGUGUUGAUGCUACAGCUCAAUCCUCUCGAAACUGCCAUGUCUAAAUUAUUGGACAUGCUCGAAGCAAAAGACACUUCGGAGAUAUUCAUGGAACCGGUGAACUGUGAAGAUGUUCCCGACUAUCGUGACAUUGUCAAACACCCCAUGGAUCUUGGCACCAUGCGUCAAAAAUUGAAGGAUGGCAAAUAUCGAAGCCUCGACGAAAUGGAAUUCGAUUUUGAUUUGAUGAUUAAGAAUUGUUUGGCAUAUAAUAACAAAGAUACAGUUUUUUAUCGUGCAGGCAUUCGUAUGCGAGACCAAGGUGGACCAUUGUUCAAAGUUAUACGGAAAGAAUUGGAAAGAGAAGGCAUUGUCGACCAAACGCAGACGAAAAGUGAUGACAAUAUUGUUCAAGAAAUCGACGAUGAAUACAAAGAACUAACGAGCCUCCCGCCAAAUGACGCUCUCGUGGAAAAACUACUUAUUCUCUCUGAUAAAGCGCAAGCACUGCGUAAUCCUACACAGAGAACAAAGCGUGUUAAGAUAAUACGUUUAGAAAUGUCUAGAGUACGAAAAGCUUUGACACGCGCAAAAAUUGCUGCGUCAAAAGCGAUAUCGGACAGUUCGCAAUCGGAUGCUGAAACAAAAGAGCAAGAACCAGUAGAUCAAACACCACCUUGUAGCCCUCUUAAAAGCAUAUGUAACAGCGCUUCCCCAUCAGGGGUCAACCGCCGAACCGCUGUCCUCUUCACACGCAAAGCUCAAGCGGUUUUAAAGAAACCAGAACAAACCGCAAAAGAAGAAUCCUCUUGUGAAAUGGCAACUCUCGAAAAAGUCAAAUCUCCUAAACGUAAUUCAAAAAACAAACGUCCUUCCAAUAGGCGGAGUAUCGAAGAUGGUGAAAGUCAGCGCGAUAAACAUCGCAGCCCUACAUCAAGCCCAAAAAAGUCUCCGCACAAAGAAAAUUUCGAAUCAAUUCCAGACAGUUUUAGACUGUACAGAGCAAAUCCAAAUAGGGAGAUAUCUGAAACUGAUGAGAGUGAAAGCGAAUACACGGACAGUCCUUGUAGCAGCUGCUCAGAGUUUAGUGUGAGUGGAUCUGGAUCCGAUUUUGACUCAAGUUUCGAAGAGGAUGGAAGUGGUAAUAAUUCGGACAUGGUAUCCAACGGCGAACAACACGCUCACGAGGGACUCAAAGCAAAUCCUCCGCCACACGACGAAACUACAACGGCAUCAACACCACAGCCGAAGGACGACAAAGGAGCACUUGAGCCACUUCAACUGGUUUGGGCCAAAUGCCGAGGUUAUCCUUGGUAUCCAGCUCUCAUUAUCGACCCAAAAACUCCUAAAGGAUUCGUCUACAAUGGAGUACCUUUGCCCGCUCCUCCGCAAGAUGUUUUAAAUUUAAGGAAAAACUACACAGAAGACGUAUUCUUGGUCCUGUUUUUCGAUGCCAAGCGCACAUGGCAAUGGUUGCCAUCAACCAAGUUGGAGCUUCUUGGUAUCGACAAGGAACUGGACCAGUCAAAGUUGGUGGAGUCACGAAAGCCCACGGACCGGAAAGCGGUGAAAAAAGCUUACCAAGAUGCAUUGCACUAUCAAAGUCAGCAUUUUUGAUCAGGGUCCUGAAGUUAGGGACCCCGCAGUGACAGCAGAACUGCUGCAAGGCACAAAUGUUCCCUCUGAUCUGACGAUAUAGACGAAAUGAAAGGCUCAGCUCAGACUAAAUUCUCACUGGUUUUAUUUAUAAUGUUACAAAUUAUGUCGAUCCUAAUGUUGAACUGCUAUCAAUAUAUUUUUCAUUACAAAA